UAAGUGCUAGCUGCAACUUGAAGCAAAUUCUCCUCAGUACCUCAGUCAUGGCUUGCACUGGCCCCAAGGUUUUGGUCCCCAUUGCCGAUGGCACUGAGCCUAUAGAGGCUAUCAUCACCAUCGACGUUCUGCGACGAUCCGGAGCUGAUGUUACCGUUGCUACUGUCGGGAAACAGCUUCUUGCUGAAGCCAUGAUCGGCAUCAAGAUCAUCGCUGAUGCUUUGGUUUCUGAUGUUGCUAAUAACGUCUUCCACCUCAUUGUUCUGCCUGGAGGGCUACCGGGGGUAGAUAAUCUGAGAGACUGUGGAGGUCUAGAAAGCUUGGUGAAGAAGCACGCUGCAGAUGGACGGCUUUACGAGGCGGCUUGUGCCGCCCCCGCCGCGGUGCUUGGACCGUGGGGCUUGCUCACGGGACUCAAGGCAACAGGUUAUCCUUCAUUCAUGGAAAAACUGGCAGCUUAUGCAGACGCGGUUGAAUCAAGAGUGCAGGUGGAUGGCAGACUUGUUACUUGUGGUGGCCCUGGCACUUCUAUGGAGUUCGCCAUUGCACUGCUUGAGCAGUUAUAUGGAAAACAAAAGGCUCGUCAAAUUGCUGGACCACUGGUCAUGCGUUCAAAUCACGGUGCUGAAUAUACUUUUACUGAGUUAAACCCAACAAAAUGGACAUUUGAUCAUCCACCAAAGGUUCUUGUACCCAUUGCUAAUGGCACUGAAGAAAUGGAAGCCGUGAUGAUAAUUGAUUUUUUGCGAAGAGCUGAAGUAAAUGUUACAGUUGCUUCUGUUGAGGAUAAACUAGACAUUGUAGCUUCUCAUAGAGUAAAAUUACAGGCAGAUUUACUCCUUGAUGAGGCAGCAAAACAAUCUUAUGACCUUAUAGUGUUGCCAGGUGGAUCUGGUGGUGCUCAAGCUUUUGCAAACUCAGAAACCUUGGUGAGCUUGCUUCAGAAGCAAAGAGAAUCAAACAAAUAUUAUGGAGCAAUUUGUGCAUCCCCGGCUUUAGUUUUGGAGCCCCAUGGCUUGCUCAAGGGCAAAAAAGCAACGGCUUUUCCUGGCCUGAGCAACAAGUUAUCAGAGCAGGGUGAAGUUGAAAAGAGGGUUGUAGUUGAUGGCAACCUUAUUACCAGCAGAGGGCCAGGGACAGCCUUGGAGUUUGCACUAACUAUUGUGGAAAAGCUAUUUGGACGCGAGUCAGGGCUUGAGCUUGCAAAGUCCAUGGGUUUUACAUCGCAUUAGUCUUGUGUUUCAACAUUUUGGUUAGCUCUAUGGCUAACUUUUACUUUCUUGCCUUGUGUACCAAUAACGAGUCAAAAUGGAGAAGUCCCUCUUCAUGUGGAGUGGUAGAUGAAUAAAGAUUUGUGAGUCCUACUUAAAGUUAUUAAUUGUCAUCUUCAAAAUACAAAAUAUAAUAUGUAUCUCACCUCUCAUGUAGAAUAAUCUGGGUAUAGAAGACCCUUAAUGAAUUUUGCCCUUCUUGUUCCUAGCA
Prosopis cineraria is the source of this 1482-nucleotide messenger RNA. Its product is annotated as protein DJ-1 homolog B-like. The transcript has 8 exons. Gene Ontology annotation, cellular component: cytosol; nucleus. Gene Ontology annotation, biological process: protein deglycation, glyoxal removal; guanine deglycation, glyoxal removal. Lineage: Eukaryota; Viridiplantae; Streptophyta; Magnoliopsida; Fabales; Fabaceae. The coding region runs from base 48 to 1232 and encodes 394 amino acids. The record is from RefSeq and is a predicted model, not a curated record. Gene Ontology annotation, molecular function: protein deglycase activity.